Messenger RNA from Anguilla rostrata (American eel), 2627 nucleotides. RefSeq names its product annexin A11a (gene anxa11a). The record is from RefSeq and is a predicted model, not a curated record. NCBI's taxonomy places the organism in Eukaryota, Metazoa, Chordata, Actinopteri, Anguilliformes, Anguillidae. Bases 190 to 1755 code for a protein of 521 amino acids. The transcript has 15 exons. Gene Ontology annotation, cellular component: cytoplasm. Gene Ontology annotation, biological process: phagocytosis; cytokinetic process. Gene Ontology annotation, molecular function: calcium ion binding; calcium-dependent phospholipid binding.
UCCUGACAGGGGUGUGUCCUGAAUGGAAACUAUGCGACCCACCCACUUUAGCAAAUACAUAUUAGCUUACAGGCUAGCUAUUAGUACUUCCUGAGAACAGUAUUCUCCUGCAGCUUCGAGGAAACACCUUUUCCUGUGGUCGUUUACUCCAUAGCCAAAUUUCAGGUCCCGUCCCGUCCCGUCCUGACAAUGAGCUACCCUGGGUAUCCCUCUCAGCCUGGCGGCUACCCCCCCCAGCCUGGAGCCUACCCACCCCAGCCGGGAGCUUACCCUCCCCAGGCCGGAGGUUACCCUCCUCAGGCAGGGGGCUAUCCCCCUCAGGCAGGGGGCUAUCCUCAGGCUGGAGGCUACCCCCCCCAGGCUGGAGGUUACCCUCCUCAAGCAGGGGGCUACCCUCCCCAGGCAGGUGGAUACCCAUCCAUGCCCCCUGCAGGUGGUUGGGGCGGUAGUCCUGGCUUUCCCUCCAUUGGUCUGGACAACCUGAGCAAUCCUGCGUUCAGUGCUGCCAAUAUGAACGCGAUGGCCAGCCAGAUCUCAGGUGCCAUGGGAGGGUUUACCCCAAAUCCGUCCAUGUACUCUCAAGCACCCGGUGGGUACCCCACCCCCCAGCCAGGCGGGUUCGGUGCUCCCCCCCCUAACCAACAGCCUUAUGGCAUGUACCCCCAGUCAGGAGGAGGCAUGCCCCAGGGUCAGGGCUUUCCCACGGCCCCCUCAGGUCAGCCUAUGCCCAGUUACCCAGCAGCCCCUGCGGCCGCGCCGGGAUACGGAGGAGGUGCUCCGGUGGCUCCGCCCGUUAACAGGGGAUACAGAGGCUCCAUUCAGGACUUCCCGGGGGCAGACCCGCUAAAGGAUGUGGAGGUGCUCCGGAAGGCGAUGAAGGGCUUUGGUACCGAUGAGCAGGCCAUCAUCGAUCUGUUAGGAAGCCGCACCAACAAGCAGCGUGUGCCACUGCUGAUCACCUUCAAAACCGCCUACGGAAAGGAUUUGAUAAAAGACUUGAAGUCUGAGCUUUCGGGGAACUUUGAGAAGCUGGUCCUGGCGAUGCUGAUGACCCCAGCACAGCUGGAUGCCCACGAGCUCCACGAGGCCAUCAAGGGUGCUGGGACUGAUGAAGCUUGCCUGAUAGAGAUCCUGUCUUCCCGCUCAAAUGCAGAAAUCCGAGAAAUCAAUGAAAUCUACAAAAGAGAUUACAAGAAGAAGCUGGAGGAUGCAAUCAGCAGCGACACUUCCGGACACUUCCGCAGGCUUUUAGUAUCACUGGCUCAGGGUAACCGUGACGAGAGGCCGCAGGUGGACAUCAGCCUGGCCAAACAGGACGCCCAGGCGCUCUACGCAGCGGGUGAAAAUAAGCUGGGGACCGAUGAGUCCAAGUUCAACGCCAUCCUGUGCGCCCGGAGCAAGCCUCACCUGAAAGCAGUGUUCCAUGAGUACCAGCAGAUGUGCGGGCGUGACAUCGAGAAGAGCAUCUGCAGGGAGAUGUCUGGAGACCUGGAGAGUGGCAUGGUGGCUGUCGUGAAAUGCAUCAAGAACACGCCGGCCUACUUCGCAGAGAGGUUGUACAAAGCCAUGAAGGGGGCAGGAACCAAAGACCGCACCCUCAUUCGCAUCAUGGUGUCGCGCUCCGAGGUGGACAUGCUGGACAUCCGCCAGGAGUAUGUGAAGAGCUACCAGAAGUCUCUGUACACGCACAUCACCGGCGAUACCUCGGGGGAUUACAGGAAGCUGCUGUUGAAGCUGUGCGGCGGGAACGACUAGAAGCUUCCGCCGAUGCCUCAGGGACUAUAGAACAGUGAAAAGACCGUCGAUACGUCGCCUUGCUGGUACAGACCAGAGAGGAGCUCGACCAAUCGUAUAGUCUGUUGGUAAUAAACCAGUACAACAAGACCAGCAAUCAUAGGUGGACACUUUUCUGGUAAUGCUUCUGGGCUCCUUGCCAGGAAGUUUGCUAGAAAUAUCCACCAUUCACGGUCAGCGUUGUUGCAUUGUUGGUUACCAGCGUAAUCCCUGAUUGGUGGAGCUUCUUUCUUGACUGUUGUGUCCCUGUUUUAUUAUACCUGCGUACACUCUGUCCCUGCAAUGUCUAUCACAGCUCUUCUGCUUACAGUACAUACUUGUUUACUGAUUUUUAAACGACACUGUAAUAUUGCAUGUUUUUUGGCUAAUUGCACUAUAAAUGCCAUAUCUUUUUGCAGUUUUUAUAGUCAUGUGAGUUUUCAUUAGAAAGUAUAUUUGUUUAUACAUACAGUAUGUGUCAGGUAUAUGCUGGAUAUCAUAAUGGAUAAUGUGUUGGAAAGAAUGUGCAUCGAAAUUUAAGAGGUAUAUAUUUUAUAAACUACAUUAUGUUGCAUUCAUGUAUUUCCCGGUGCCAAUGUUACAAAUAUGGAUUUUGUACUAAAUUCUUUUACAACUGAUUACAAAAUGUAUUUCAAUUUUCUGUUGUUUAAUAUAAACAAUGUAACUGAUUUGUUUAGUGACUAUACGCAAAGACAAUUACUGAAUUAGAUUUACAUCGUAUAACUUUCUUUGAAUACGUCCAGCUAAAUAAAUUAUUUCUUAUCUUUUGCUUAACAAAAAUCACAUUUCUGCUGAAAUAUGUAUUUCAAUGCAAAUAAAAUGCAGGAGACCUA